Molecule: messenger RNA, 819 nt
Organism: Candida dubliniensis CD36
Lineage: Eukaryota; Fungi; Ascomycota; Pichiomycetes; Serinales; Debaryomycetaceae
Exons: 1
Coding region: 1-819 (272 amino acids)
Source: RefSeq, a predicted model, not a curated record
AUGGCGUCAAUUCCAGAACUUCUUUCUUUCCUAUUACUAGUUUGCUUCCUCACCGUGUUAGAUAUUUUAAGAUCCCUUAUCACCAUCAUGUCUGCUAAUAAUAAUAAUAACCACAGCAAUACAUUGCAAAAUCCCGUAUCACCAAAGCCUGGUGAAGGGAAUUCCAAACAAGAAUCGGAAAAUUCAGUUACCAAUGAGUUACUCACUUUCCAACAUUUGAAACACUAUCCACUUGUGAAUUCAACAAAGUCAGCUAUUGAACUUAUCCCUUUGAGUAAAAGUGUAUUUUCGAUUAUGGGAAAUUCGUUUUCAUUUGUCAGAAGUUAUCAACCAAUGAAAUAUAUUGUCGGUAGAAGUGAUACUUUGACGAAUCGAGCACUUGAUGAAAUUGAUAAAUGGUUGCCAAGUUUACAAACAGUUGAAGUACAAGAUAUAACAACACCAAUCACUAAACCAGUAAAUGAUACUGUUGAAACUGUUCAAAAUACUAUAACCGCAGUUAAUGGUUCUGUCAAUAAGAAUUUUGUCGAUCCAACAAAAAGUGCAUUAGGUUCAGUCAAAGAAGAAUUCCAAAACCAUGUAUAUGAUGCUGAAGGUAAAGGGAUAAUUUCAAGUCAAGCUGAUCCCAUGGUAGCCCCGUUAAACCAUACUUUAGAACAAUUUGUUGAUAAUCAUUUCCCAAAUACUAAGAAAGUCCCAUCUGAAGGGCAUGCUAGUGAAAUAUCGAGAACAUUCAAGAUUGUAGGAAAUUUGAUAUCCAGAAAUGAAAAGGAAAAAGAACCUCUGGAAAAAAGCAAACCAGAAAAGGCAAAGCCAUAA